Molecule: messenger RNA, 5149 nt
Organism: Trichosurus vulpecula (common brushtail)
Lineage: Eukaryota; Metazoa; Chordata; Mammalia; Diprotodontia; Phalangeridae
Gene: XK
Product: X-linked Kx blood group
Exons: 3
Coding region: 309-1637 (442 amino acids)
Cellular component (GO): membrane
Source: RefSeq, a predicted model, not a curated record
GGGUGGCCAAGGCCAGGGGUGUCCAACUUCACCAGGCAGCAGCUGUUCCCACCACGGGCAGCCUUUUCUCUUGGGCUGCGCUGCAGGGGGUGAGGGGUGGGGGGAUCAGCAGCGCGGCGGCCGGAGCUGGCAGGGAGCAAGAGUCGGGAGAGAGGGAGCACCAGUGAAGGAGAGAUGGACCUAUCGGGCACUUGUCAUCCGCCUCUCCCGCCCGCUGCUGGCGCUCACAGAUAACCGGCGCAGGCUGGUGCGCGGGCCCUGGGGGUGGCAGCCGCGGUGGCCCGGUGACUUCGUGGGAGGGGGUGGAGAUGAAAUUCCCCGGCUCCGUCCUGGUGUCCGUGUUUCUGUUCGUGGCCGAGACCGUGACAGCUCUGUACCUGAGCAGCACCUACGACUCGGCCGGGGACCGCAUCUGGCUGUCCCUGACCCUGCUUUUCGCGCUGCUGCCCUGCGUGCUGGUGCAGUUCACACUCAUCUUCAUCCACCGAGACCUGAAGAGGGACCGGCCGCUGGUGCUGCUGCUGCACAUGCUGCAGCUGGGACCCCUGAUCAGGUGUGUGGAAGUCUUUUGCAUAUAUUUUGAAGCUGGUAGAGUUGAAGAGCCUUAUGUCAGCAUCACCAAGAAGAAGCAGAUCCCUAAAAAUGGACUCACAGAAGAAAUUGAGAAAGAAGUGGGCAGGGCAGAAGGCAAGUUGUUCACCCACAGGUCGGCGUUCAGCAGGGCAUCGGUGAUCCAGGCUUUUCUGGGCUCAGCACCUCAGCUGACCCUCCAGCUGUACAUAAGCGUCUUGCAACGGGAAAUCACCAUAGGGAGAAGUAUCUUCAUGGCACUGUCCCUGCUGUCCAUCGUGUACGGGGCCUUACGUUGCAACAUCCUGGCCAUCAAGAUUAAGUAUGAUGAAUAUGAGGUCAAGGUGAGGCCUGCAGCCUAUUUCUGCAUCUUCCUUUGGCGGAGCUUUGAGAUCGCCACACGGGUCGUGGUCCUGGUCCUUUUCAGCUCCGUCCUCCAGAUCUGGGUGCUCCCGGUGGUGCUCCUCAAUUUCUUUGGCUUCUUUUUUUACCCCUGGAUUCUCUUCUGGAGGAGCGGCUCCCCCUUUCCAGAGAAUAUCAAGGCCAUGAGCAGAAUGGGAACCACCAUAGUGCUGUGUUUCCUCACCUUCCUGUAUGCAGGCAUCAACAUGUUCUGUUGGUCGGCUGUGCAGCUGAAAAUCAACAGUCCUGACUUGAUUAAUAAGUCUCAGAACUGGUACAGGUUGAUGGUCUACUAUAUGCUGAGGUUCAUUGAGAAUGCCUUCCUCCUCCUCAUGUGGUACAUCUAUAGGACAGACUUUUACGUUUAUGUGUGUGCCCCCUUGCUCAUCCUGAAGCUGCUGAUUGCAUAUUGCACAGCCAUCCUCUUCAUGCUAGUGUUUUACCAGUUUUUCCACCCUUGCAAAAAGCUCUUCUCAUUUAGUCUUUCCCAAGGCCUGCUGUCAUGCUUCCGAUAUCUUUGCUUUCCAUGUAAAAGGCAGAGACGCAGUGACCCAGCAGAAAGGAUAGAUUUGAAGUCACCGGAUGACUCUGAAACCCUUGUCCAGCUGCAAAAAAGUGAACCACAGAACAGAAACCCAAACCUGAAUGUCCCUUCCAGUUCCUAACGGGGCCAGUAGUAAGAUGGUGUCUUUCCCGACAGCAUUGCUUAUGUCUACACAAGUCCUCUGGUCUUGUUUUCUGAGUCUGGUCGAUGCUUGUUCAGACCACCUGUACCAAUAUCGCACGUGUCUUUGAAUAGACAGGAAGUUAUCCCAACAAAUGUACCCCCUACUCCCUGCCAGCUAGCUUGCUCUGUGUGCCACUGGAGUAUGGAAUACGUGUGUGAAUGUGUAUGUUUGUGCAGAGACAGGCAAGGAGAAUGGCAGGUUAUCAGUCUAGUGUAGUACAGUGCAUGACACCCUAUUCAACAAAGGUUGUGUGUAUGAGUACGAAUGAUUGUGUUCUCCCAGGUGGCAUCGUCCUCUUUAGUUUAAAAACCACCACAACAAAAGGGACAACAUGCUUUUGUCGCAUUACAGGUCAGAAUCUCAUGGAAUUUCAUCUCAGCUUCUGAAAAUAGGGAAAUUUGAAAUUGGGUUGGUUUGGUAGAAUGAGGAAAAGGUCCCGCUUUACCUUGGGUUUCCUGAUUAUCCUGUCUAGAGACCCAGAUUAUUCACCAGUCCUGAGGAUGGUCCUUGUGCAACAGCUGGCUCAGUGAUUGGGAGUUACUGCUAUGGUCAUACCACUAGACCAUGCCUUCCCUCUCUGCAUUUCUUAAGAGUGGAACUAUUACAAUGCAACCUUCAGUGAACAGUUGAACACUGGCUCUUUCUGCCAGUGCUUAGCCCAAGAGACCUCUGCUUAAAUGCAUAAAGAACCAGGUCUUUUCUCCAGCAGGCUAGUGGAACUAAUUGCCUGUGCUUGAUGGAAAUAGACAGAAGGUAAAGGCUACAAGCUUGACUUUCAAAUCUUUGAAUGUGAUGUUUUCACAGUUUGAUGAUCUCUCAACCUUCCCAUAGCACCUCUCAAAUCAUAUGUAUUCAAAUAUUUGGAUCUGGAGACCUUAGGUUCCAGGUGCCCCUAAAACAAACUUGUAUUCUAGCUUUAAUUUUGAUUCUAGAAGCUCUGGAGUUUUGGAAAGCAUUAAUAAGUAUGAGAUAUAUAGGAGAAUUUCUGGAGCAUAAGGCUCAUUAGGCAUUAAAAUGACUGAGGGUAUUUAGGCAGUCUCUUCUCUAGGAGCCUCUACAAACAGGAUACCGUUCUUUUUGUAAUGGUUAGAUGUGGGUCACCUUGAAGGCAGUCUUCUAUGCUCUCAAAGUCCUCUCCUACCUCAGGAUUGUGUGAAGUCACAGAAAAACCUGAGAUUUAUUCCAAAAAAAAUUUUGAGUAUCAUUUCUCCCAAAAAAACUUAGCUAAAACCAGUAUAAAUUUUUAUAAGAAAAUCACUUGGAAAUUCUAAGCCAGUGCUAUCCAAGGUAAGAUAUUUUGGUUUUCAUUCUUAAAGAAAAAUACUCAUUUUAAAGAAAGAUAGACUAAUCAUGAUAUGGAUCUUAAUGCCACCAACCUUCUCCCCACUUCCCCAAAGAAAUUAAAUAACCAAGAAUCCAAUGACUACCUAGGAUUCCUCCUGUUUUGGUGGGGGGGGGGGGAGUGAUAGAAUACAUUCUGAAUCUGUAGUAAUUAUGACAACUUGAAGAAGGCUUCCGAUUCAACCAUUUCCUCCUUUAUUCACUUCUUUAAUUUGGUACUCUGUGUGUGGGUAUGUGUGUUGACAUGAAGUUGGGUAACAUUUAUUCAAUUGUUUAGGGGAAACUGUGAUCCAGUACCUUUAUUUUUAACAUUAAAAUUUUCCCCACAUAGUACCUGGAACCAGGUUGAAACAAAGACAUCAUUUAAAAUCUUUAAAAAUGAAAUAAUGAACAACAUGAAUGAAAUUUUAGAAUAUAAGAUAGGUUUAGACCAAGGACAUUAAAUGAACCAUAUUGUGUGAAUGGAUCCAGUCUUUUUGCACAGCUGUACUGUCUAGCAAGAUGUAUUUGUCAAAGUUCUCACUUCUAUUUGUAAUUCACUUCGGUUUGAAUUUCAUAUAGAAAAUAUGAAAUGUACAUGCACACACAAACAUAGGAUCUGAUGUACCCUUUUUGUCAUAUUCUGGGAAAAUGAGACAAUGUAAAUGUUUUUCACCCUCAAAGGGCAUUCUCAUGUGAUGUACCAUGUUUAUACACCUCGGUUGGCAUGCCUAUACCUUACUGAUCAGUAUCACCUUUGUUUUGUGUUUGAAAACUUUUUAAAUUUGAAGUACUCUUGGUUUAUCAAUAUGUGUUAAAAUUGUAUGCGUGUAAAGUCAGCGAAUGCUCUUUUUCAUUCAAAUGAGAGCAAAAUAUCUUGUGUUAUGCACCAUCUCACUGCCUCUUAGCCCACAUCAACCAUCCUUGGUACUGUUUUUUAGGCCUAAUGCAAAUCAUUUGUGUGUGUGUGUGUGUGUGUGUGUGUGUGUGCAUGUAUGUGUGUGUAUGUACAUGCUGAUAUAUCCUUUUAUAUGUACAUAGAAGUACAUACUGUGCAUGUAGAUGGAUAAGUAUAUUUAAAUGUACAUAGACAUAAGUAUAUCUAAAUGUACAUAGACAUGUACAUAUGACCAUAUAAAAUAUUUUUUCAAAAAUUAAAAGAUUAGAAAUAGAAUAAAACUAAGAUUUAAAACCACUCUUUAUCUGCAGUUACUUAGUGGAGAAAAAGUUUCUAUUAGGAAUGUGUCUCUGUGCAUGGCGGCACAACCAUUCCUGACUCCUAGUUUUGCCCCCAUUGUACAUCUUUAAGCACUUCAGUCACUUCUCUGUCCCUCCAUCCCCCCAUCUAACAAAUGUACUAAUAUCUGACCUGUCUACCACAAGGGGUGUUGUCAGCAUUAAAGUAGAUAACAAUCGUGACAGUGCUUUCAAAAUAUAUUAUGCAACUAUAAGGUGGCAUUACUUUCCAUCACCAAGCUCAUAAGGGAAAUUUGUUGCAAUAAGAAAGGCUGUUUUGAACUGGUAGCAGCAUUCUGACUUUCAUUCAGCUUCUGAACGAAUCCCUGGCUGUUUGACCUUGUGGAAACAGGUUUGAUUGAAUAGCAUAUAUUUUGGAAAGUGGAGUACAGAAUGUCUGUUCCAGCUGAUGUUGCUGUUCUUACUGCCGGUGUUCAUAAAAACUCACAUUUAUGGAUAUGGGACUGGGCAGGGAACAAAAAUAACCCCCAAAUAACCCCUUCUUUCUUUCAGAGGAUCCUAAAUGUGUAUCUGCUGCUGGGAAAUCUAUCUUUUUUGUCUCGUGCUUCCCCAAAAUGCACAGGAGGCUCUUUCAGAAAUCACAUUUAGAACUUGGAGGUCUGAUACUACCAGGUUUGAAUUUAAAAUGUUUAAAAAACUUCUUUGUGGCCUUAUAAGUGGAGAGAAGGUCUUAAAGCUGAUUCUCAAACAUAGGACAUUUGCUUGGAAAUCACCUUUAUCAUCAAAGAGUUGUCAUGUUCUAUAUAUGUAAUGUACGAGUGUUAUACCAUUUGUGAGCAGAGUACCAGUAUUAUUUUCUGAAUCAUGCCCACCACAGUAACUGUAACAAAUGUAUCAUGGACAUGUGAUUUUAUUGGCUGCCACUCUGCUGU